UUAUUUGUCAUCUUUUCUGUGCGCCAAAAGCUUUGACUAAUCCACUCAAACUCCAUUUUUUCUUCAUAUUCCACCUUUUAUCAAUUCACCAAAAAAUGGUAACAACUCAACACGGCCCUCAAUGUAUUUGUGAAAUUUGUACUUGCGGACGGCAUCAAUGCCCAUUAAAUCGUUCAUCUGCCACUGGUUUUUCCCCUUUUGGUGAAAAGAGCAAUAAUGGGAAUAGAAACAGCAGCCAUUUUUACCGAAAAGAAUUUGCUACAACUGCCAAUGUUAGUGAAAGGGCAAAGCCGGCACGUCCUAAUCCGGAGCUGACACUUGACAGGACAAUUGUGAAUAAAUUUUAA
Messenger RNA from Meloidogyne enterolobii, 347 nucleotides. NCBI's taxonomy places the organism in Eukaryota, Metazoa, Nematoda, Chromadorea, Rhabditida, Meloidogynidae. The record is from the annotation of a GenBank genome assembly.